UAUAUAUAUAUAUAUAUAUAUAUUCAAGCUCCAGAAUUUCAGUUCAGCGCUCCAUUUCUCUCUCUUGCUCUUCAAGUUUGUUUGGAUCUCCAUUUUUGCGAGGGAUCAUGGCGAAGGGCCCUGGUCUCUACUCUGACAUCGGCAAGAAAGUCAGGGACCUUCUCUACAAGGAUUACCAGACUGACCAGAAGUUCAGUAUCACCACCUACUCUCCCCUUGGAGUUGCUAUAACUUCAUCAGGAGUAAAGAAAGGAGAGCUGUUUGUUGCUGACGUCAAUACCCAGCUGAAGAACAAAAAUGUAACCACUGAUAUUAAAGUGGACACAAGCUCAAAUUUGCUUACAACUAUCACAGUUGAUGAACCUGCUCCUGGCCUGAAGACAAUUUUUUCCUUCCGAGUUCCUGAUCAAAGGUCAGGAAAGGUGGAACUUCAAUACCUGCAUGACCAUGUGGGGAUAAGCUCAAGCAUUGGGUUGACAGCAAACCCUGUAAUUAACUUCUCUGGUGUUAUCGGUACUAAUGUUGUUGGAUUUGGUACUGAUCUCUCGUUUGACACCAAAACUGGCAAUUUCACCAGAUGCAAUACUGGUUUGAGCUUUUCAAAUGAAGAUCUGAUUGCUUCAUUGACUCUGAAUGACAAGGGAGACUCAAUUAAUGCAUCCUACUACCAUAUUGUGAACCCAUUGACUAGCACGGCUGUUGGUGCUGAGAUUUCCCAUAGCUUCUCAACCAACGAGAAUACUAUCACUCUUGGCACUCAACAUGCUUUGGAUCCAUUGACCACUGUGAAGGCGCGUGUUAACAAUUUUGGCAAGGCAAGUGCGCUCAUCCAGCAUGAAUGGCACCCCAAAUCAUUCUUCAGCUUAUCUGGAGAGGUAGACACAAGGGUUAUCGAGAAGAGUGCCAAGGUUGGAUUGGCUCUGGUUCUUAAGCCAUGAGUUUUUAGUAAUUUUGGUGGAGAGCUCUCAGAGCUGUAUGGGAGGGCUUGGGAUCGCAGUCUGUUUUUCUAUUCAGCUUUCUUAUCUCGACAGUUGGUAGUUACCUUUUGGACAGGAUGUUACCAUUAAAUAUUUCUAUUUUAGUUAUUUUUGCGCUGUAAAAAUAAAAUUUUAUGGGGAUACACUUGUGUACUUUUUUCGCUCCCCAUGAUCUCUAGUCACCUCUUAAACUGAAGUUGAAUACGGUAUUUUGAGGGGCUCAACUUGAGGAUUUUGUUCCA
This is a messenger RNA of Tripterygium wilfordii, 1219 nucleotides long. Its product is annotated as mitochondrial outer membrane protein porin of 34 kDa-like. The record is from RefSeq and is a predicted model, not a curated record. Gene Ontology annotation, cellular component: mitochondrial outer membrane. Bases 108 to 938 code for a protein of 276 amino acids. The transcript is spliced from 6 exons. Gene Ontology annotation, biological process: monoatomic anion transmembrane transport. Gene Ontology annotation, molecular function: voltage-gated monoatomic anion channel activity. Lineage: Eukaryota; Viridiplantae; Streptophyta; Magnoliopsida; Celastrales; Celastraceae.